CGUUAUUAUAACUCCGUGUAAGAUUAUAAGAGAUAUUUUCGUUUUAAUUUGAAUGUACCUUCUUAACCAAGAAAUCUGUCCAUAUCAAAUGCCCUCUCAUAUUUUCACCGUCUUCCACAUCAAGCUUUCUAUAUAUCAACACUGUUCCAAUAAAAAACAAGGUAAGUAACCAUAAAGAUGUUUUUCCAAAUCGCCUCAUUAUCCGUUCCAUAAUACUACUACUCUAUUUCUUCACCACACAAUAUUUUUAAAGUUCACACGUACGAUGCGAUACGAUGGACGAAAACAGUGCAAGUGAAGUGACACUUCGUAAUCAACCCGGUAAAAUGUUACCACCUUUCAGUAAUAAAUUUCCUAAUUUAUGGUGCACAGUUUCAAUAUUUCGAAAAUUCCCUCGCUCUUCUUCCUUUUUCGUAAAUCACGCCAUUCACAUCAAUUUUCUUUCUUGUAAAAGAAAAUAAAAAAAGAAAAUGUUGGCGAUGGAGAAAGAGUACAGGUAAUUUAGUGCAAAGUUGACAUUUCAGCGUACGGCAUCUGUUACGUGAGGGCGUAAAGGCAGAACAGCUGUUCCUUGCUGCGUUAGGGUUGAAUAAGCGUGACGGAGCGUGACGCAGGGUCACAAGUCCUUUGCCGAAGUGUACGUCGUGUACGUGUAAUGAACUAAAUACGCGCUUCUCAUAUAACCAAACGUCAAUGAAUUUUUAACGUUAACCUUGUACGCCUUAUCAUUUGUGUUUUUUCUCACGGGAAAGCGGUUUUGAAACACUAGCUAAAGUGUAACAAAGUAUUGGCUCUCUUGAGAACACAUUAUAUCAGUGUCCUCAAUCAUGUGUUAUGAUUUGUUACAAUGGAAAAUGAAUUAGAGAAUACAUCAUUAUCGCAGGCGGAGAAAAAAGAGAUUGAGCGUUCUACUCCGGUGCCUAGGAAUGAUAAGCCAGUUCUUCAUGGAGAUGUUAAAACUCCAAGCUCGAGUAUUUGUGAAACUGAAUCAAGCAAAUACAGUGUUGGCUCUAACCAGGGUGACACCAAUGUGACUCCAAAUGCACGAACAGCUCCCACACUUGAAGGUUCACUGCCAAUUGCUAUGCAGAAAAAAAUUCAGGAAAUUGAAAAUGCACUUUCCGAAGAACCAAUAAAUAAAGAGGCAUUAAAAGAAUUGGCUAAAUCGGAGGGUGGCCUCAUUAGUGAUGCCCUUCGAAAGAGAGUUUGGCCUCUGAUUUUGGAUAUUGAUACAAGACUAGCAACAUGUGCUCCCAGCCAAGAAGAACUAGAGGCACACGAAGAGUACAAGCAAGUUGUCAUGGAUGUGAAUAGAUCUCUCAAACGGUUCCCACCAAGUCAGUUCCAUUACAUUCCCAGUGAUCAAAUAACGUUGUUACAAGAUCAGUUAACAAGACUUAUCAUGCGUGUAAUAAUUAAACAUCCUCAGUUACGCUAUUAUCAGGGUUAUCAUGAUGUUGCAGUUACUUUCUUAUUAGUUGUUGGCGAAGAUGUUGCAUUUCAGAUCAUGGAAAAACUUUCAACUGGUCAUUUUAAAGAUUACAUGGAACCUACUAUGGAUGAAACCUCAUAUUUGCUCAAUUUUGUUUAUCCUCUCAUUCAAAGAAUGAAUCCAGCUCUUUUUGAAUACAUGGAGAGGGCAGAGGUUGGAACUAUAUUCUGCCUAGAAUGGCCUCUUACGUGGUAUGGCCACAGUCUCAAACAGUAUAGAGAUAUUGUACGCCUCUAUGAUUACUUUCUAGUAUCUCCACCUCUAUUACCUUUGUAUUUGGCUGCUGCAAUGGUUGUGCAUCGUCAAGAUGAAAUAUUUGCGGAAGAAUGUGAUAUGGCAUGCAUUCAUAAUUUGCUGUCAAAGAUUCCUGAUGGACUUCCGUUUGAAUCCCUGUUAAAACAAGCAAAUUCAAUUUAUGAGAAAUAUCCACCAUUAAGUAUAGAAGCUGAAGUCAAGGAAAGAUUUGAAGAAGAAUUGCGUAGGAGACGAGGUAUUCAAACCCGACCUCGUGCUCCUGUACCUCUCCAUCCUCGCUGGCGAUGGCAGCAACCAUGGAACCGCUUCGUACCACAUUGGAUUGCAGUACCUGUGAUGGGUGCUGGUCCUCGUGUGCGAGUUAGAGUGAUUCUUCUCACUGCCACAAUGGUUGGACUGUAUGCAUGGUUACGAAUGGCAGAAGCUGUGCCUGUUAAUGGAUCUUUGUCAGUGAGAUAGCACCAACUGGGGGUGCAAUAAAUGUGUUAUGGCCUUUAUAUUCAAUUGAUACACAUCAAAGCCUAGGAAAGUUUGUUUGCCUUAAAGAGAGUGUCCACAUUAAAGAAACACCUACAAGGAUCAAGUCAAGUAAGAGCAUUGCUUUUAAAUACAGUGGUAGGGAGAAGUCUCAUGAUUGCAAUACACAAAAAGUGUGUUGUGCUCUUCACAGAAAUAGAAAACUAUGUAUACAUUUGUACUUAUUAAAGAAAAAAGUAAGGUUUAAAAGCGAUACUGUUUGAUUGCCUCUUAUCUAAUAAUGCUUGACUUGAACCUUCUUAAUAGUUUGCUGCAACUGAUAAGCUGUUCAACUCUUGCCAUAUCAAAGGAAAGCUUCCCUAUUACGUGAAAAUGCCUCGCAUUUUCCAUUACUACAUGUGAUAUAGUGCAAGUUUUUGUAUAAUGUUUUACUGAAUUCCUUGUAACAUUCUUUUGCAUAGAAUCAAUAUAGACAGUUCAUAUUUGGCAGGAACAUUAAGGUUCCUCUAAAUCUUGUGCAAUAAGUUUAAGUUGAAGAUUUGUUGCAUUUUACCUCAGAAAUAUGAUUUUGAGGCUAAUUUUUAUAAUUUUGCAUCCUUUGGAUUCUGUCCCCUUAAAAAUUUCAAUGGCAUUGAAAAAAAAUGAAAGAUCAGGUACAAAUAUUUUAUAUGACUGUUGAGCUCAGCUAAUUUUGUAGUAGAUUUUAGGCAUAUCUGCCAUCAGUCCUGUCUUGUGUUGAAGGGAGUAUUGUAAUUUUAAAUCAAUAUGCUAAUGAUUUUCAUACAGAUUAUGUUUGUGAGAAUAGAAGGAAGGAAUGUAUGAAUGUACUGUUGUUAUCAUGUUGUAUCAUAAACAAGAAAAUAUAUUUAUGUACAGUUGUUUAAUUUAUAAUGUUCUAAAUGUGAGCCCUGCAAAGACAUGUAAACUUAUUUCACUAGUC
Molecule: messenger RNA, 3164 nt
Organism: Gryllus bimaculatus (two-spotted cricket)
Lineage: Eukaryota; Metazoa; Arthropoda; Insecta; Orthoptera; Gryllidae
Source: the annotation of a GenBank genome assembly